Molecule: messenger RNA, 4545 nt
Organism: Electrophorus electricus (electric eel)
Lineage: Eukaryota; Metazoa; Chordata; Actinopteri; Gymnotiformes; Gymnotidae
Gene: eng
Product: endoglin
Source: RefSeq, a predicted model, not a curated record
GACUAAACAAUGUAGUCAGGCUUUCUUUUCCUUUUUGAUACCUCCUAGUGCUGUUUACCAGAUAGAUGAAACAGAUAGAAAGGAACAACAACCUCAAAACCCCCCAUAACAUCAAAGUCACAUAGGCGUUGAAUUUACAAGGUUCCGUCAUCGUGCAGUCAAACAGCAGAUGCUACUCAGAAGCAUCCAAAGACCAGGAUGCAAGUGUUUACUACCGAACUUCAAAAUGCUGUCUCGGAGGAUGUGAAGCCAGACACGAGCAACAGCAGAGCUCGCGUGUUAUUGGAAAGGCCCUCUUGAACUCAUCACAGGUCUGCAGCCUUCCUGUGCCCUGCACUCCAUUCCGGCGCUUCCUCCUGGGAUGAAAAACACUUUCCAACAGGUAUCCGGAUUAUCCUCCAAGGAGCCGUGACCUGUCUGAAGCCAACCUGCUCUGGGGAAAGGGAAGACGGAGUCGUUCUGCAAAGCAGAUCAGAUUGAGUCCUUCUGACUUGAUUUGAAAAAGUUAGACGGAACAAGUCUGCGCCCGGCUUUGAACUCGGCCUGCCGUCGUUCCGCGCCUCCCAAACAGGCAGGAGUGACGUGAAACGGCGACGCGAACGUCGGCUCCAGGUGGGAGGACCGCGAGCGCUGGGCCACAGUCAUCCGCGCGGAGGUGCGGCCAGUUCAGUACGUGAGGAAGUUUUCUCAACUGACCACUGAAGUACGGUGAACGGAACUCUGUCCUACAAAGAAGUGUCAAGGCUCGAUUGCCGUGAUUAACCCCUGAAAUAGACCACAGCCACACACAUUGAGGACUGUCCAUCUGCUGCGCGGGGAACCCACUCUGCACGGAGAGAACAGACAUCUUCAUCUUCACUGCAGACAGAUAGGCUUGAGAGAUGGAGAGCGUCGGUGCGCUUUUGGCUUUACUGAUGUGCCUCAGCACUGCAGCCUCAGAUCCCCAGUUGGUCUGUGACAUGAAAGGCAUUUAUCAGGAAGAGAAGGAGAGGAUCCAAGUACACGACAUAUCAGAAGGCUGCUGGACCAGCUUCCUCACAGAGGAUGGGCAGGAGGUGCACAUCCUGAACCUGCAGUUCAGCUUAUACACAGAAUACCCAAUACUGACGGUGACUGCUGCUGUUCCUUCUACCUUCAUCAUCACCAGCACAACAAUGAAUAACUUCAAAUCCAUCUACCUACGCGCCUCGGGCAACUCUACUUUCUAUGUGACCACUGCAAUAGAUGCAAAGAUAUUGUUCAUGACAAUGCCCAAUAAACAGCAACAUUUGAACGCUCCAGCCAAACAGGGCAGCGAGCUUCUUGACUGGGCAGUUGAAAGGUUUGGAGGGGUUACAUCAUUCACUGCACUACAAGAUCCACUCUCCAUCACCUUUAGCGAAAUAAGAGGGAUGAUGCAGCUGUCGGCAUGCCAGCUCAGAUGGGAAGCACCGAGUCAGAAGGGCUUGCUCCAAGUGAAGUCCGAAAAGCAUUCUGUUAAAUCUUGCCUAAUUGGCAAUUCCCCAGAAGAGGUAUACAUCAUCAAUAUUCCUGAUCAUGUCAGAAUCAGGAAUGUUUCAGUGGAUGUAGGCCUUUCAGAGUUGAAACUGGUCUUGAGGGGUCCCGUGGGAACCUACUGGAGAAUCAAAGCUCAAAAAGUUAAUUUUCUGACCAACAACCCUAUACAGCUGAAUGAUAUGUUCAUUCCACAAAUGAAGAACAUCUCUGACAAUGCCAAGGAAAUCAAGGAGUUGGCACUGGACUAUUACAAGGUUAAAGGCAUCACCUACACAGAGAUUCACCUCAACAGCCCAACAAUUAGGCUUGAGAUCAAGUCAAAAGGGCACACAUCAGUUACGGAGAGACCUGUAGACAGCAUAACCACUCCUCCACUUUACAUCGAUAUGCAGCUGUAUGCCUCUCCGGACUACAUGUCACCGAUGGAUCCUAGCACCAAAGUACAGACUAACAGGAUGAUAUAUGCCGAGGUCUCCAACAUGGUCCACGGGAGCCUGAACUUAAAUCUCAAAGUGGCUGGCUGUGUGGUGCGCUCCAGAAACAGGCAGUCAGAGGAGAGGAUGCUGUCCUACAAGCAGGAGUCAUGCGCCUACAGAGCCUGCUACAACAGCGUCAGGUUCAGCUUCUCCUUGGAGACGAUCAAGGAGCGGGACGCGGGCACCUGGGAACUGGAGUGUGGCAUUACCUUCUGCCCUAUGCCAGAGGGACCCUAUAAUUGUACUGCACCUCAGCCAGUAAAGAGGAAAGUACAGGUCAUCCAGUCGCAUGGACCAGUACCAAAUCCCUGCUUUGAGUUUAGCCUGUCGUCCGUGUUGGGCAUCGCCUUCGGAGGGUUCCUCAUCGGCGUGCUUCUUGUUAGUGCCCUCUGGUUCAUCAAAAUCCGAACAGGCUACCCUCCUGCUCUGGGUCUGGCCUCCACACGUAGCUUCUUCUCAGGAUGUCCAUGCACGCUGACCAAGCGCCAGCCUGUGCCCAUUAACUCCUCUCCCUCUGAGAACAGCAGUGCAAAUGGCAGCAUGGGCAGCACCCAGAGCACACCCACCAGCAGCAUGGCAUGAGCUGCUAGGCCCUGCCCCCAGGGCCCCCCCCCACUCCAUCCAGAGACAUCUGCUCCCUGUCCACCAACACCACACCAUAGGAGCCCGCUGCUUCACCUUAGGGCUGUGCUGGGAGGGGGUGGGGGGCAUUAUGGGGUCAGGGGUUAUUCUGAACCAGGACUUUUAACUCUCCACCUCUCCAGCCACCCAGCGACAGGAAGUCAGCAGGAAAAAAGAAGACGAAGAUGAAGAGAAAAAAAACCCAACAAAAACCUUGGUUACCCAAGACAGGAAAAGCAAAGCAUAUCCCCUAAGAACUAACAGGAAAUUCACUGCAUUCUUUUCAACAGAUUGUGCCUCUUGCAUGGAGGCCCAGUAAAGUUUCAUGGAAAAAAACACAAAAGCAAACAAACAAACAAACCCCCCCCCCCCCCCCCCCCAAAACAAAAUACAUUUAAUGGAGAUGUCUUAGGGGACAAACCACUCUGCCCUCUGUCACCACCAAUUACAGCAACAAGAAAAAGAAGAAGGAAAACAAAGCCAAGACAUCUGAGGAUGCACACACGGGGAGCAGUCUGCUCAGUUCAGCACUUCUUUUCAUGUAGCCAAAAGUGUGGGUAAAAACCAAGUGAAACCACCCCUCCAUUGCUAUAACUGUCUGGUUUGCUUCGAUUUGAGCAACUGACAGAUGAUAUUCACUUUUUACCAUUAGAAAGGCUGCCUCCCAGACACAGGGGAAACUUUGGGAAAAGGCUACCUCUUAAUUUAUGUAGGCUGUUAUGUGUUGAAACAGUAGCUUAAUUAGUUAUUCAUUUUAUUACUGAUUUCUGUGAGUUGUAUCAAAUUUUGCUACAGAAAUGGUGUCACUGUAAUAUACAGUACAGUCCAAAGGUCUGAAUCCAUUACCAUGAACUGAUUUAAUACCAAAUUUCACACAGUUCACCCUAAUUGUAUAUAUACGUUUUGGUAUUUUUUGGAAAUCCUCAGUAAGUGGACUGUGACAUCUGGACCUUGCUGUAUGUAUUAUUGUAAAUGACUUUAAAGUUUGACUCUAGCACAGUACCAAAGAAAUAUUAUGGGCUAAGGUUUAUGGAACCAAAAUCAAUAUGUUUAACUGAUUUGAAUUUUUGUACAAAAUGGACCAAAAAACAUUUGAAUGUAGACAGGACUUAUUUUUAAGUGAUCCUGGUCAUUGUCAUAUGUUUCAGUUAUUAUUGCCAUAAUAAUCCUCUGGUUAUUGUCACAGUGUUAAACAAAAAUUUGUCUUACAGUAUAAGUCCCAUAUUGAGCAAUUAAAUAGGAUCUCACCCAAGCAGUAUGAAUAUGUGGGGAAUGUGGAUUUGAGUUUAAAUGUAUGUUUUGCUGUUUUACUUUGUACUUGAUCACAGCUUUAUGGAUACUGUGUACUAAGAGUCUGUAAAUGAGAUCAGGUAAAUUAAGACAUGUAACCAAACGCCAAACAUUUCCAAACCCAGCAUCCUCAAUCUAAACCAUGUAUCUUAGGUUACAGUAUUUUUUUUUUAUUUUCUGAUGUAUUUGAAGUACACUUUAUGUUUGAUGUGGAUAUGAUUGUGUGUGUGUGUGGGUGGAGGAGAUGGUUAUUAUGAUUUCUGAACAAAGACUGAAGAAAAGAAAAUGCCACUUGAGCAUUUGUGCAAUACUUGAGGUGUUCCUCUUAAUUAUGGUCACUAAGUCUGAUGUGUCUGUCCUGUGUUUUGUAUUAGCUUUUUUUCAGCUCAUAUUUUGUAUUGUAUAUUCUCUCGUGCCACAUGAGCAUAUAAUGUUUAGUCACCAGUGUUACAGAGUUACAAACAUUUAACUACAAAAAGCAAUAAAUCUCAAUAUAUAUAGUUUAUUUAGCGAUGGUGAUUCCCCAAGACAGACUUACCAAAUACAUUUUUAGUUAAUGCCUAAAUAUAAAUAUCCUAAAUGUCUCUGCUGUGAGUUUGGAUCUUCUCAAAGAAUGCAUAUGUUCUUAAAGCUUUUAAUAAUUAAACAAAUCAACAAAACA